AACAAAAUCUUGCACAGCACCUCGCGGGCCCUGAAGGCGGCUCGCGCCCUUUACAUUCCUCAGGACCCAGGGGCUGGUCCCUGACACGUGGAAACGAGCGACAUUUGCACAGCACCUUCCAGCCCAACAUUUCGCAGGGAAAACUUCAGAUGUGGGUGGAUAUUUUCCCCAAGAGUUUAGGGCCACCAGGCCCUCCUUUCAAUAUCACACCCCGGAAAGCCAAGAAAUACUACCUGCGCGUGAUCGUCUGGAACACCAAGGACGUUAUCUUGGAUGAGAAAAGCAUCACAGGAGAGGACAUGAGUGACAUCUAUGUCAAAGGCUGGAUUCCUGGCAGUGAAGAAAACAAACAGAAAACAGAUGUUCAUUACAGGUCCUUGGAUGGGGAAGGGAACUUUAACUGGAGAUUUGUGUUCCCGUUUGACUACCUCCCGGCUGAACAACUCUGUGUCGUUGCUAAAAAAGAGCAUUUCUGGAGCAUUGACCAAACAGAAUUUCGAGUCCCACCGAGACUGAUCAUUCAGAUAUGGGACAAUGACAAGUUUACUCUGGAUGACUACUUAGGUUUCCUGGAGCUUGACUUGCAUCACACGAUCAUUCCAGCAAAAUCAUCAGAGAAAUGCAAUUUGGACAUGAUUCCGGACCUCAAAGCCAUGGACCCCCUUAAAGCUAAGACGGCCUCCCUCUUUGAGCAGAAGUCCAUGAAAGGAUGGUGGCCGUGCUACGCAGAGAAGGAUGGCGCCCGUGUGAUGGCUGGGAAAGUGGAGAUGACAUUGGAAGUCCUCAAUGAGAAGGAGGCCGACGAGAGGCCAGCCGGGAAGGGGCGGGAUGAACCCAACAUGAACCCUAAGCUGGACCCACCAAACCGACCGGAAACGUCCUUCCUCUGGUUCACCAACCCGUGCAAGACAAUGAAGUUCAUCGUGUGGCGCCGGUUUAAGUGGGUCAUCAUCGGCCUGCUCUUCCUGCUCAUCGUGCUGCUCUUCCUGGCCGUGCUCCUCUACUCCUUGCCGAACUAUUUGUCAAUGAAGAUCGUGAGGCCAAAUGCAUAAUGCAAGCAAAACCUUCUUUUCAAGAGUCAUCCAGCAAUAAGGAAUCUGACCUCCGCGGACCAAAAUCAAGUAUGAUUUUGUCUGUGUCCGAGACUACAGCCCAGUGGCAUGUUACACUACUUCAGUGAGCCCGUCUGUUCUCAGAGGGCCUCAAUGCUGCAAUGUCAGGCCAACAAGCAAUAUUUUUAUCUUAUCUUUUAAAGUAUUAAAAGUUUUAUUUUCUGAAGUUUUGACCACGUUUUCAAGGUGGCUGGUUCCAUUUCAAAAAUCAUCUUUUUAUGUGUCCUUAUUUCUAUAAUUCAAUUUUUAGAAAUUGCUGAAAUGAAAUUUAAAAAUUUCUGCUUCUUGAUGUCAUAUAUUCAUUUGUAAUCAGCUAAAAGAACUGUGCAUUACAAAAACAGAAUAGUUAGAGUGAUUUUUAUUUAUUCCUACAACCAUUGUUAUGAUAUUUUGUAUGGAUAAACCUCAUGAAAUGCUAUUUUAACCUCUGUGACAAACCGAAAUAAAAAUGUUUCAUCUUUA
Microcebus murinus (gray mouse lemur) is the source of this 1574-nucleotide messenger RNA. NCBI's taxonomy places the organism in Eukaryota, Metazoa, Chordata, Mammalia, Primates, Cheirogaleidae. The record is from RefSeq and is a predicted model, not a curated record.